This is a messenger RNA of Eublepharis macularius, 3132 nucleotides long. It is a transcript of the gene AKNAD1, whose product is annotated as AKNA domain containing 1. Lineage: Eukaryota; Metazoa; Chordata; Lepidosauria; Squamata; Eublepharidae. The transcript has 17 exons. Bases 1 to 2862 code for a protein of 953 amino acids. The record is from RefSeq and is a predicted model, not a curated record.
AUGCUUGACUACUCUGAGGACAAUACUGAUGAUGAACAAGAAGAACUGCCAUAUGAUGAUGAUCUACAAAAUAUAUAUCAACAUAAAUGCAAUUCACAAAAUUUAAAGAAUUUCACUUCUACAGAAAAUGUCUCUCAAACUUUGUUCACCUCGACAUCUCCACAAAUUAGCAGCCAUUCAGAAGAACAAUCAAAUCGUUACACACAACUGCCUCAGAGAAUAAAGAUACAUCUAGCAUCAUCUGCAAGGAAUAAUGAAAUUGAAAUUGCUAUGGCAACAGAGAAGGAAUUACCAGCUGGAGAUUUUAGCAAUUCAGGAAGAAAUCCACAUUUUUCCAACUCAAACAUUUCAGAUGUCCUUUCACGUCAUUUUUCCAAAGAAGAAUUAUCAAGUUCAUGCCAAUUAAUUGACUGUGAGACUAUUCCAGAGAUAUCAUAUACUGAAAGUUUUGAUGAAACUAUCCUAAAUAAAAUGAAGAUUUCAGAAAGUACAAUGAUUUCUUCUUUAAAAGAAAAAAAUUACCUUGAAGAGAUACAAAGAAAAGAAAAAUGUGGAUCCAUUGAUAAAAAUUGGGAUUUGAUCGAAGGAAAACCGUUUGUUGUAGAUGAGAGAGUGAAUUUCAGCUGUGAGAGAAAAGACUGCAAAGAGGACAAUCCACAAUUUGUAACUCGGAAAGAAGAUACAAUCGAUGAAGAGUUAAGUUAUUCUCCAAAGCCAGAAGAAGACCAAGAGCAAAAAUGUUUUCUGGAAAUGUCUUGUUCAUCUCAUAAAUUCAGAUAUGGUCAACAUCAGGUUCAUUAUCAACUUCCUGAUUUCUCUAAAGUUGCUCCAAAGGUCAAAAUACCCAAAGGAAAUAGUAAUAAAUCUAAACCUAUAAUUCAGAGAACCAAAUCUUCACCAAAUUUGCUUGGUAAAUCAAUAGUUGUGAACGGCAUUCUAGAAGCAAUGAAUUCUUUGGAUUGUAUUGCAAUAAAGAAUCAAGAUGAGGAAAUGAACGUUCCUGAAUUUGACCAGCAGCUAGAGUUGCUGACCAAACAAGCUGAGGCUCAGAAUCAUAUUGAUCAUCUACGGUUUAAUGCUAAGAUGAUUCCUAGCCCAAAUUCUUGUAGUCCAAAACUUGGCAUUAAAGCAAGAGGUACUGGAAUAACUUCUGAACUUUCUACAGUUCCACCUGUAACAGUUCCUGUGAAGCCCAUGGUUGGCUUCUCUCAAACUUCUAUUUCAGAACAGCCCUCUAAAAGAAUGGUCUCACCAUUACCAUCAGCUGGUGCAUCAGCUGUGAGUCCUCUUUUAUUGCAAAAAGCAACAGAAGGAGAAAAGUUCUCUCACAUGCUGAAGGAACAGACAGAAGAGCUGAAAACAAAAGUGGAAACAUUUUCCAAAUAUAUGGCACAAGAUAUGCUUCCCGUUGAAGAACGCCAUCAGCUUUUAAAGAUUUUAAAAGAGCAUCUUGACCAACUGGAAUGGAAUUAUUUAGACACAAAAGAGAAAUAUUGUGCCUUACACCUCCAAAAUUACAGGCACUCAUCAACAAACAUUGGAGAGUUUGAUCCUGACAGGUCAGUAGAGGGAGAAAUAUUUAAACUUGGAAUGCUGCUUGAAGAUAUCAAAGAGAAAAUAGAUAAGACAGGAAGUCCAAAUUCUUCAACUUUUGCAACCUAUCCCUCACUUACACCAUGUGAAUCUCGGUGUUCCUUUUAUUCUGAUGGAGCUGAGAGUCCAGUGAUUUCAAGCAUUAGUGAACCUCCAUCAAAGACUGCUACUGGACUGAAUAUUUUAACGAAUGAAAAAUAUGGAGAGAAUAGAAACCAUUCUGUAGAAGUGAUUCCCCAGAGAAAAUACCAGCAACCUACUCAGAGUGGCAGAUGUCAUCCCAUUCUUCAGGACCAGUUAGAUCUACAAAAGAGAACUGUCUAUGAACAAAGAAUAGUGGAGCCUCUGCAGAAAUCAAGACUGCCAGAAAACAAGCAAUCUACCCAUUAUUGCUACUUUUCAUCUGACAAAGAAACUGGAGCAUUGCAAUCCCACAGGCAGUUUCCAAUGAAUCAGAAUGGUAACACUGACAGAGAAAACACAGAUGGCUAUUGGGAAAUGAAAUCUCCACCUCCUGCCAAUCCCUACAGUACAAUCAAUCAGGAAUCUAACACAACUAGUACAGCAUUAUUGAAAGAACAAGGUGGCUUAACUUAUCCUACAGAUCACUGUUUUCUUGAGGGGCUGGAAAAUUCUGCAAAGGAACUUAAUAUAUUUAUACAUCCUAGACUAAAAAUACAAUUAUCAAGUAAAUCAAACAAACAAAUUUCUUCCUGUUCUUCCAGUAGAAAUAAAAAGACAGAGUGCAAAAAAGCAAACAGUGUGACUACAGAGUGUGAAAAAUUCUCUGUCUUCUUAGAAGGAACAACAGUGGAUCCAGAUGUAUCAGCUUUACCACAAAGGGAUAGGAAAACCCAUUUUCCCACCAUAAGAAACAACUAUUUUGAGAAGAACAGCGCGUGUGCUUGUUUGCAUAAGAAAAGCACUGCCCUCAACCAACAACCAGAAGAGUUUAUAUAUAAACUUUCUGACAGACAAAACCUACAUAUUCCCAAAACUCACUACUCAAGAACAUAUGAUACUAUUAUCCUUUCACCUCAGUACCUUGCCAGUAGGAAUCCCCAUGCAAGAUCAAGGAGUGAUCUGAGAAACAAGCAUAUUGAAGACACAGAAUCAAAGAUCUUAAACUCCACUUUGGAUCAUGUUAUACAGACUGCAAAGAACCUAAAGAAAACCACAGAACACAUGAUGAAAGUAGUUUCAGAAGAUUUAGCCAGGGCUCAAACUCAGACAUUGCCCAGUGUUACAGCAAACCAGUACUAUAUCUGAACAAGUGUUACAAGAAACUGACAGCAUCUAAAACAACUGGCUUCAGAAGCAAAAACUAAAUACAGUAUUUUCUGUUCUGUGUUAAAAAAAUUAAACUAUCAGUAAAUAAAACAGCAGAAAAUAAUUGUUACCUCCUGCUGAAAUUCAAGCAACAUGACUUAAUAAAGCAAGUUUUGCAAAAUUAUCCAUUGUUCACAUGGGCAUGUUUCUUUAUAGAACAUUUCCCAGUGCUGGUGCGGUAAAAUUCUCUAUUCCUGAAUAAUCUGGUUA